GCCUCGGCUCACUUCUGACGCCUGGGUCCCUGCCGCAGCGGCUUGUGGACCUUGUUUUCCACGUGAUCAUGAAGAUCCUGUGCAGCUGUUGCGCCACCUAUGCCGUGCAGGUCUUCAACAAGGAGCGCUUGGCGUGGGUUCAGAAGCCGGGUCCACACCCAAUCCUGGUGCCCAACCACAUCUCCCUGGUCGAGGCGUUCAGCCUGCAUGGGGUUACUUGGGGCAUGUCCGGCUGCGUAGCGAAGUCCCAGCUCGCCAUUCCCGGCAUCGGCUGGGCGUCGGCCUACAUGGGCGCAGUGGUUAUCGAUCCGAAGGACAAGGAUAUGAAGGAGAAGGUUAAGGCCGGCAUUACCAAGUUUGCCAAGAAUGAGCCAGAUGAGCAUGGGAGACAUCCCUUCAAGCGCGCCUUUACCAUCUACCCCGAGGGCAUCACGAACUCCCAAUUGGGCCUCUACCGCUUUAAUACUGGAGCCUUCUCACCCGGUGUGCCGGUGCUCCCUGUGCUGCAGCGCUUCCCCUACACAAACAUGAACCCUGCUUGGGUCUCCGCGUCGAAGAUCUCGUCGGGAAAUGAUCUGCCUUGGAUCCUUCUUCGGUAUAUGUCCCAGAUCACCAUGCCAUUGCAUGUCAAAUUUAUGGAUGUGUGGGAGCCCACAGACGCUGAGAUCGCCGACCCUGUUCUUUUUGCAAGCAACGUGCAGAACUACAUGGCAUUGCAGCUGGGCUGUGUUGUGACGGACACCAGCAACAAGAUUCUGCGGGAGAAGGGUGGGCCUUUCGAUCUCAAAGCCUCGAAGGUCAAGCCAAGCGACAGAGGAGACGAGUCAGUAAAAACUGAAAGGCCGAAAUCUGCAUGA
Symbiodinium sp. CCMP2592 is the source of this 857-nucleotide messenger RNA. The record is from the annotation of a GenBank genome assembly. NCBI's taxonomy places the organism in Eukaryota, Dinophyceae, Suessiales, Symbiodiniaceae.